Molecule: messenger RNA, 3107 nt
Organism: Colossoma macropomum (tambaqui)
Lineage: Eukaryota; Metazoa; Chordata; Actinopteri; Characiformes; Serrasalmidae
Gene: vav3b
Product: vav 3 guanine nucleotide exchange factor b
Exons: 28
Coding region: 62-2611 (849 amino acids)
Biological process (GO): regulation of GTPase activity; cell migration; intracellular signal transduction
Cellular component (GO): cytoplasm; plasma membrane
Molecular function (GO): protein binding; guanyl-nucleotide exchange factor activity
Source: RefSeq, a predicted model, not a curated record
GGCAGCACUGUGGAGCUCCUCUCUUACUCUGCUGUCUUCUGCUUCGCUCAGACAGACAGAGAUGGAGUACUGGAGGCAGUGCACCGUGUGGCUGAUAGACUGCAGGGUUCUGCCCCCCACCCACCGGGUCCGGGCGGACUGGGCUCAGGUGUUUGACCUGGCUCAGACCCUGAGGGACGGGGUCCUGCUCUGCCAGCUGCUCAACAACCUCAGAGCCAACACCAUCAACCUCAAGGAGAUCAACCUGAGGCCACAGAUGUCACAGUUUCUGUGCCUGAAGAACAUCAGGACGUUCCUGUCGUCCUGCUGCGAGGCGUUCGGCAUGAAGAAGAACGAGCUGUUCGACGCCUUCGACCUCUUUGACGUUCGCGACUUUGGGAAGGUGAUCGACACGUUGUCCAAACUCUCCCACACACCUGUUGCACUGCAGUCAGGAAUCAGGCCGUUUCCCACAGAAGAGAGUGUGGAGAACGAAGACAUCUACAUCCACCUGGCCGACCUUAUUGAUGAGCAGGUCCUGGAGGACAUCUAUGAUCCUGUAUAUGGUGAUGUUGAAGGAGGAGAGAUUUAUGAGGAUUUGAUGAGGACAGAGGCUGCAGCUCAGACGAAACAGGCUGAAGUGGACGUUCGGAGCUGCUGUCUGUCCGAGAUUAAACAGACAGAGGAGAAGUACACAGAGACUCUGGAGUCCAUAGAGAAAUACUUCCUGAUCCCUCUGAGGAAGUUCAUGACCACAGCUGAGAUCGACAAAGUGUUCCUCAACAUACCAGAUCUGGUGAAAGCGCACCAGAGCCUCAUGGCUGACAUUAAGGAGUCCAUCCAGAAUAAGAACGCGUCAAACCUCCACCAGAUCUUCACCAACUAUAAGGACAGGCUACUGAUUUAUGGAAUCUACUGCAGUCAGGUGGAAACAGCCAUCGCUAUGCUUGACUUCCUGUGCAAAGAGAAACAGGAUAUUCGGCUGAAGUUAGAGGAAUGUUCUAAAAGGGCUAAUAACGGAAAGUUCACCCUGAGAGACCUGCUGGUGGUUCCUAUGCAGCGAGUGCUGAAAUACCCUCUGUUACUGCAGGAGUUGGUCAAACACACCCCCGAUUCCUCUGAGAAGGACAACUUACGAACAGCCCUGGACGCCAUGAGGGACUUAGCUCAGUAUGUUAAUGAAGUAAAGCGGGACAAUGAAACUCUGCGUGAGAUCGAUCAGUACCAGAGAUCCAUCGAGAAUCUGAAUCAGUCCUUGCUGAAAUACGGACGGCCGAAGGGUGAUGGAGAAGUUCGACUGGCCACAAAUGUGGACAAACGCAGGCAGGACAGGCAUAUCUUUCUCUUUGAUGCGGCCGCGAUCGUGUGUAAGCGGCGAGGGGAUAACUACGAGAUGAAGGACAUGAUUGACCUGAGCCUGUACAAAAUCACCAACAACCCCACCACAGAUAAAGACUGCAGGAAGUGGUGCUACGGUUUCUACCUGACCCACCAGCAGGGGGCGAGCGGCUUCGAGUUCUUCUUCAAAACCAAAGAGCUGAAGAAGAAAUGGCUGGACCAGUUCCAGAUGGCCAUGUCCAACAUCAGACCCGAAAAUGCCACCUACAACUCCCACCAUUUCCGGAUGCACACCUUUGAGCGAGUGACCACCUGCAGCUCGUGCCACAUGCUGCUCAGAGGGAUCUUUAAUCAGGGCUACUUGUGUCCGAAGUGUGGAGCUGGGGCUCAUAAGGAGUGUCUGGGCAGACUGGCAGCGUGUGGACGAGCAGAUCCUCUGAUAUCUAAAACUCAGAGAGAGAUCACUCCGAGGAAACGGUACGACCCAGGUUUGCCCAGAAUGUUGGUUAUCAGAGAUUAUCUGGGGGUCCCCAGUCCUCCUGGUGGUCCGUCACUGAGUGUUCAGGUUGGUGAUGUCAUCGAGGUCAUCAGUGCUAAGCUGGACAGCUGCUGGUGGCAGGGCAAAAUCCCGACGACGAGAGAGGUUGGCUUCUUUCCCAGCAACGCAGUCAGGCCCUGCCCGUGUGUCCCCAGACCGGUCGACUACUCUUCACAGCUCUGGUUUGCAGGGCUGAUGGAGCGUCACCACGCGGAGGCGGAGCUGAUGGAGAGAGAGAACAGCACCUACCUGAUCAGACACCGCAGCCGAGAGUGCAGUGAAUACGCCAUCAGCAUCAAGUACAACAAUGAAGUGAAGCACAUUAAGAUCCUGACCAGAGACGGCUGUUUCUACAUCGCGGAGAGCAGGACCUUUAAGACUGUACUGGGUCUGGUGGAGUACUACAAGCACCACUCACUCAGAGAAGGGUUCCGCAGUCUGGACACGACACUGAAGGUUCCCUACAGAGCUCUGGGCAGAGACUCUCCCGCGCUCUGCGGCUUUACUGCUCUGUCUCCCAGCAGCACCGGCUUUAUCCCUCCGUCCACUUCACCUUUCUGGUCAGUGUUUUGCCCCCGUGUCGUUGGCAUCGCGCUGGCGCGAUAUGACUUCAGCUCCAGAGACACACGUGAACUCUCUCUGCAUGUUGGAGACCUAGUGAAGAUUUACACCAAGUAUGCUAAUGGCUGGUGGAGAGGAGAGGUCAACGGCAGGGUGGGAUGGUUCCCCUCCACUUACGUGGAAGAGGAAGAGUGACCAUUAGAGCGAGGGGCCGUUACUGCUGCAUAAACAAUCUGCUGCAGGGAUUUUGAACAUAACUGUGGCGACUUCAGCACAACACACUGAAGGAGGCAGUUCAAUUACAUUAUUUUGUAUGGCACUUUCUACAGACAUUGACCCAAAGCAGCUUUGCAGAGAUGCGGGUUCAGACUGCAAGUGAGCAUCACCAAGAGAGACAGUGUCUCAGCAUGAGGAGGAAGAACUGAGAGGAGCCAAGUCUCGAACCUCGUUUCAAUUCUGUUUUUAACUUAUCUUCACCCUCUUUGACUCACCUCUCACUCCUCAGAAGAGGAGGAGGCGACAGUGAGGAGCGGAUUAUUUAAAUGGAACUCACUCACCCACAGCAGUGAGCCAAUCAGCUAGCCAUGCAAACUUUGCAAUGCAAAAUGUUUUUUAAGAAGUCUGAGCAUUAUGUACAUAAUAUGUGUGAGUAACUGCUUUUUCUGUCUAUAAACUUGGAGUAGAACUGAAA